GUGGUAGAGACAAUUUUUUGUUUUUUUAUAUUCUUUAACAAUGUUGAACAUUGUCUUAGGACAUACGCCUGUUUUGCUCGCCACAUCUUCCAAUAUCAUGAAUUUUCAUUUCAGGAUGCUCUAAAAUUUCGCACUCAUAAACGUUAAGGACAAUUUCUUUUGCCUGAAUAUUCAGUUGUCCCUUCUUGUCACGUUUUGGGGGAGGAGAGAUCAGUGAAGAGGAAUCAUGGCUGAAGGAAGCAUUGGAAGAAAUAUUCUCAGUUUCAUCUGCUGUAUCCGUAUAAACCGAAUACGAACAGCAGCUGCCGGCGUCGGCGUGCCGGCGAUACCCCGAAUCUGAGUUCUAUCCUGUCGAAUCCUGCACAUCUUUUUUGUGCCAGGCUGUUACAAUUUAUCAUAAAACCAAAAGACCGGACACUUGGGUUUGUUGUUAACGACAGAACACAUAGCUAUGUGUUACAACCAUUUAUCAAUGAAGCCAAACAAAUUAAAAAAUGGAAAAAAAUACUCAAGUUAUUGAAAACUAACACUACAUUUUGGGGACAGAAAAUUUAUUUUAUCACCGUAUACUUGCUGCACGUGGUGAAGGUGAAUGACGCGGAAAUGUGACUCAAAAUUCUCAGGAAUAGUGCAUAAGAGGGGCGUUCGAAAAAAAUUCUAUAAGUCUACUUUCUAUGAACCGUAUGAUGACAAUGACACACCAGAAAAAAUGUGUUGUCUGAAAAAUGUUCAUUAUUUAUUUUUAUUUCGAAAACUUAAAAAAAACUUUUAUUUUACGGAAUAUAUAUUGGAAAUUUCUGCUCUAUUAUUGGGAAGAUGUUGGAAUUUUUCGCAGUUCCACAAGAAAGAAUAAAUGUUACUAAGUUGGUUAACAUCAGCAUUUUUAUUCAUACAGUGAUCUAUCAUGAAAAGUGGGACAUUUCUAAAAAUAGACGUUUCGAAAGGUGUUCUUCUUUGCCAAGAACCCUAAUAUUGCCAUAAAUCAUAGAAUAGACCUGUAGUGCUCACACGUGAUGCCAAAGCACAUCGUUCUGGGUGUAAUCUGGCGUCACUUUUGUGUGAAGUUAACCUGCCUUUUCAUGAUCUAGAUGGUUGGCCUAUGUAAACUAAAUUACAGUUGUUGCAAUUAAUCCAAUAGACAGUGUUGGUUAAGUCAAACAACGGAACCCUAUAUUUCAUUUUGGAAAACACACUGUAACUGAGAGUAUUGACUUACAAGCAAAACGACAAUUUAAUGGGUUAUACAGCUUGAUCAGUUUGGGAGUUAAUUCUUUGAUGUAUGACAAUAAAACAUAGCUAACUCUGGGAUGAGAAGCAUCAUCCGUAAUAUUAUCAUUAUUAUUAGUUAAAUAAUUAUUGGGGGUGGGGCUAGAAAUGGAGGGGUUGUCAUUGCCAUUUUUAUUAUUAGGAAUUGGCAAAAUUUUAGAAGGAGAUUUUAACAGGAUUUUGUUAAUCAAAAGCUUCGGAUAACCAUUAUUGAUGAAUAAAGUUGAAAGCUUCCUUAAAUUAGACAGAUGGGAAGUACUAUCGGAGAUUUUAAUUACCCUAUUUUUCAUUUACUUCACCAAAUUUAUCUUUAUUUUAGGUUCAUGGCAAGACCUCAGGAACCUUCCAGAUGAAACUGGUUUCCUGUACCAGUCUAUCAGUAGCAUAUUGUCGUUAGUGCGAAUCAAUCUUGAGUACAAAAAAGGAACAUCAUUGAUUUUUAUCUUCUUUUUUCGAUGGUAAACUGAAUGUAAAGGUCAUAGCUGUUGAAAUCUUCAACAAUACCAUUCACUCCCUCAGAAGGAAGGCAAACAAUAAUAUCGUCCACAUAUUCUUUUAGGAAGAUUAGGUUAAAGGGCAAUACUUGGAUAACAGAAUCAAGUAAAUCAUCCAUCACGUAUUCUGCCAAAAUCGGAGAUAACACUGAGCCUAUUGGGCAGCCAUGUGUUUGUGAGAAGACUUUGUUAUUAAUAAAAUAUUAAUGAGGGAAUCCAGAGUUAGAUUGCGGUGUUGGCAUAUCUGAUCCCAAUGUUUAUUUAUGGAUCUAAUGCAAGCUUUCAAAUAGACAUUACUAAAAAUUGAGACCACAUCUAGAUUACACACAUCAUGUCAUUACCCUUGUUUUGACUAGGUUGUUUUCUAUCUUCAUCUCGAUUAAGUUCCACAUAGUACUUAGCAAGGUUUCUCUGCUCUACAAACAUAUUCGACUGUACAGGUUGUUUAGUCUGUUGUUUUUGCUGCGGAGGUCUACUUUGUACUUGUUGUUUUUGCGGCACAGUAGCUUUAUUAGUUAUAUCCGAAGCUGACACAUUAGGUUCUGAAUCGAUUACCUUAUUUAUUUUGUUGAAGGUUUUUCUGCAAAUUCUCAAUCUGAGCAUCAACAUAUUUUGUCAUAUCUACUUCCACUGCGUAGUUGAUUGAUUCAUUCGAGCAAGAGAGCUUUCAUAAAGGCUUGUAAGUUUCUCAAUUUACAAGGUUAGCUUGCUUAGCAUAUCACUAGUUUUAGAAUGAGUUAUAAUAUUUGGUUUGCAUAGCUCGCAGACAAAAAUCAUCGCUCUAUGUUUCCAUCCAAUUAUCCACUAUCAAGCAUACCUAUGUUAUACCUAUAAUCUUAUUUGAAUGCCCACAGCUGUCUCCAUAACCAGUCUUACAAUUUGAUAACAUAUGAGUGACCUCUGAUUACACGGCUACACUAGCUUAAUGCUUGCAUAGAGCAAAGCACCCGGUGUAAACGGGCUCAGAACAUGAUAAAUGCAUGCAAAAACAAUUGUAUUGCCCUCUUUUGCUUAGUUAGCCACUAUGUAAACAUGGCCAUUGCGCAACAAUCCUGGUUUAUAUUAUCAAUCAACACUGAAUAUGGUAUUCACAGGAUGGAUCUUGGUCUUUCAUUGUUUUCGAUUGAUCCGUCUCCUCAAUUCAAAUGAACCUUCCAGUCUAGAAUACAUCUUGUGAAGCACUUGUCUAGCUAAACGCUUGUAUAGCGCAUAGCUCCGCUGUAGACGGACACAGAGCGGCAUAAGUCCAGGAAACACGAUUCAUUGAUUCUUUGUGGCUUUUAGGUAGUCAUUAUGUAAACAUGACCAUUGUCUAACGGUCUAAGCCCAUGUUUAUGUCGUGGCUAGCUAACAGCUUGUACAGCUCAUAGGCCUCGGUGCAUACGAGCACUUAACGGCAGAAACAGCACGAUUUAUAUUGGUGUUUUGUGGCUUAGCAUGGUUAGUGUACACGCUUUUCAUAGUCUGCUACUUGAAGGUUUUAUCUAUCAUUUACGCAUUUACAGGACAUACUGGAUUACUGGCUAGGCACUGGUGUGGACGGGUUUCGUGUGGAUGCAGUACCCUACCUUGUAGAAGAUGCUGAUUUAACAGAUGAACCCCUAGCUGAAGGUCAAGAAUACGACCAAAAUAACGCUGACUGUCUGAAGCGGAUUUACACCAAAGACACUAAUGACACCUAUAAUGUCAUCUAUGAAAUCAGAGAUUAUGUCGACAAAUGGGCCAAAGCUCACAAUCAGUCUACUAAAGUGUUGAUGUCUGAAGCGUACACGGACAUAGAUAGUACGAUGCGGUACUACGGCACCGCUACAGGCGACAAGCUGGGAGCACACUUCACCUUCAAUUUCGAACUGCUCGGUAAACUCACGGACAAGGACUUCAAAGUUACGGAUGUUAUCAACGCGAUCAACUCUUGGUUGAAGCAUAUGCCAUCGAUAUACACUGCAAACUGGGUGUUAGGAAACCACGACAACCACCGAGUAGCUACAAGAUUAGGCGAAAAAAACGUGGAUGCAUUCAACAUGUUGACAGCUUUCUUACCUGGUAUCAUGGUCACGUACAACGGAGAAGAGAUCGGUAUGACUGACGGUGAGGUGACCUGCGAACAAGGUAAGGACCCGCAGGCCAUAAAGGACUGCUCCACGUAUAGGGAAACAUCCAGGGACUUCGAACGGACUCCCAUGCAGUGGAAUAGUGGCCCCAACGCAGGUUUCACUGAUGGUGACAAGAAGCCAUGGCUGCCUGUGGCUAGCAAUUACAGACGGGUCAACGUCGAGAAUGAAAAUGGAACGGAAACUUCCCACUUGAGCAUCUACAAGCAGCUGUUGCAAUUUAGGAAGGAUCAUCUUCAGUCCAUGUCCUCGAAGGACGUUUUAGAGGUAAAGGGUGAAUCCGAUAAUGUAGUCAAGAUUGUAAGGGAACGCGACGAUGCCAAGUACAUGCUUCUGUUCAACGUUGCCGAUGAAGCCCAAGAGGUGACGCUCAACAAGCACAGCUUGCUGCUUACCACGCAUCCAAAAGCACGCAAAGUUGGUGAUAUUCUGGACACAAUCAAGCUAGAGGCUCACGAGUCUGUCAUUCUGAAAUCGGCAGCUGGGAUCCAAAUGGCUGCUUCUCUCCUUAUGGUAGCACUUUACAGUAUUGUACACUUUGUGAUAUAAUUUAUUUUUGUUGUUAAUAAAUUAUUUAUUUUUA
Messenger RNA from Acanthoscelides obtectus, 4454 nucleotides. NCBI's taxonomy places the organism in Eukaryota, Metazoa, Arthropoda, Insecta, Coleoptera, Chrysomelidae. The record is from the annotation of a GenBank genome assembly.